UACGUUCGACCGGAGGGGCGGUAUAUACAUUUACUGGAUCUCUGUUGAAAUGGCAGAGAAAGAGCCGUUAGAAGAGGACGUCCCACGUCCUACUGUAACGUGGAAAGUAUCGGACGCAGACAUGGACGUCGUUCCUCAGAGCUCUUCUUUCUCCAUUGCUAGUCUCCCAGAGAUCACGUCGUAUGCCGCCCCCACCACUGCUGCAGCAAAACUACGCCUGCUGCUGAACUAUCUGGAGGCAGGGGACUCGAGACCAGUGAGCCUUUCAGAGAUGCACAACAUACUCUCCUACUCUGCUGAUGUACUCAACCACUGCAGUACUCAUGGAGGUCUGGAAAGAAAAUGGUCAACUGGAUUUGAGGACCUGAGUGGAGUGCAGGACACAGAGGUGAGAGGCUGGCUCUCCUCCACCUUCACCAGAGUAGCUCCCAGACCCAAGCCGAGGAAGAGGAAGUCGUUCAAAAGUGUGGCUACAUCGGUCAUGAUUGGCAGAUACAUGGAGUCUUUUUGUAAAGACACAAAAAGUCAGAGAAGAGUUUUGGAGUAUCCUCCAGCCAUUGAGGAGCUCUUCAAGACGGUGGACAGUUGGGAGUUUAACAUGUUUGAAGUAGAGACUCUGACUACUCACCAGCCUCUGAGGUACAUUGGACACGAGGUCUUCAAGAGACACGACAUGCUGAGUAUUCACAAGAUUCCGCCGGCCACUCUGGAUUCGUUUCUGUUGCAAGUGGAGAAAGGGUACAAGUCUCACCAGAAUUCCUACCACAAUGAGACUCAUGGAGCUGAUGUCCUCCAGACCGUCCAUGCUCUCAUUACCUCUGCUGAGUUGACUAGAUUCUGGCUGGGGAGUCUUGAAUUGUUGGCACUCCUACUAGCUGCCACUAUUCAUGAUGUGGAUCACCCGGGAACUACAAACACAUUUCAGAUGAAUACAAAGUCAGAUCUAGCCUUGUUGUACAAUGACCGCUCAGUUCUAGAAAACCAUCACUUGACUUAUUCCUUCCAGUUGCUGAUGAAUGAAGAAACUAAUAUUCUACAAGGCCUCAACUCUGAAGAUUACUCUCGAGUCAGGGGACUAGUGAUUGACAUGGUCUUUGCCACAGACAUGUCCUGCCAUUUUGAUCACCUCAACGAGAUGAAGUCCCUCCUUUCAGCCCCAAAUGCGGUGAUAGAGUUGACAGAAGAACACCGCUCAAAAGCCCUGUGCUUUCUUCUGCACUCUGCUGAUAUCUCCAACCCUGCAAAGCCGUGGGAGAUCCACACCAGAUGGACGGCCAGAAUAAUGGAGGAAUUCUUCCAGCAAGGAGACCGUGAGAAGCAGCUCUCCCUGCCCAUCUCUCCCCUCUGUGAUCGCAAUACCACUUCCAUCCCUGGAUCACAGCUGGCCUCGAUGGACGGGAUGACGUUUCCCGGCGAGAGGCUACUGGCCAGUGUCAUCAGUCCGGACAGCACCACAGCGGAUGCAACUCCGUUUGCUUUUGCUGAGAAACUGCCUGACGCGACAUCUUCCGAGGCUCCUGCUACUGCGGCGACCAAACUGCGGCUGCUGUUGAAGUAUCUGGAGAGAGGAGAAGUCCCAGUGAAAGUCACUGAGCUGAGGAGGACACUGUCCUAUGCAGCUAAGGUCCUCACUAACUGCAGCCUCCUCAUAAACUCAGGGACUAGAAGGGGGUCAGAUGGAAUGUUAACCCAAGAGCAGUUGAGUGGAGUUAAGGACGCAGUAGUUCGGGAGUGGCUGUCGUCCACCUUCACACGACAGAGGUGGUGUUCUCAAGUUGCGUCGAGACCUAAACCUCUCUCCUUCAGAAAUGUCGCCACAACCCUCAUGAUCGGCAAGUACAUUGAGAACAUUUACAAGGACAGAGUACAAGUAAAACAACUGCAAUAUCCCGCAGGAGUCCUACAGCUUUUCCAGUCACUGGACAGUUGGGACUUUGCCAUCUUUGAGGCAGAGGCUCUGACCACUCGCCAGCCUCUGAGGUAUGUGGGACACGAGCUGUUCAAGAGACACAACUUGUUCUCUGAACAUAAGAUUCUGCCGGCCACUCUGGAUUCGUUUCUGUUGCAAGUGGAGAAAGGGUACAAGUCUCACCAGAACUCCUACCACAAUGAGACUCAUGGAGCUGAUGUCCUCCAGACCGUCCAAGCUCUCAUUACCUCUGCUCAGCUUCACCAGUUGUGGUUCAGUAGUCUGGAAUUACUGGCUCUGCUGUUGGCUGCAACCAUUCACGACGUGGACCAUCCCGGAACCACCAACUCUUUCCAGAUUAAAACAGUAUCAGACUUUGCUCUCUGCUACAAUGACCGAUCAGUCUUGGAAAACCACCACCUUAACUACACCUUUCAGCUGCUGAAAAAUGAGGAAUAUAAUAUUCUUCAAGGGCUGAGUUGUGAAGAGUUUGCUGAGGUCCGAGGACUGGUGAUUGACAUGGUGCUAGCCACUGACAUGUCCAGUCACUUUGAGCAGGUGAAGCGGAUGAGGCUUCUCCUCUCUGCACCUGACAGUGUGUCUCAGCUGACAGAGGAGCAUCGCUCCAAGGUCAUGUGCCUCCUGCUGCACACGGCAGACAUCUCCCACCCGGGGAAGCCAUGGACCGCACACCACCAGUGGACCGAGAGGAUAUCAGAGGAGUUCUUCAGACAGGGAGACUGGGAGAGGGAGCUGGCCUUGCCACAGUCUCCCCUGUGUGACCGACACACCACCCCCCUCAAUGAGUCUAAACUAGGUUUCAUUGACUACAUUGUGAGUCCCCUAUUUGACGUGUGUGGGGAUAUGUUGGAGCUGCUGUCGUCCUCAGCUCUCCCCGGGAGCACUGUCUACAGUAGACCUUGGCUAGUCAACCUGACCCACAACAGACAGAGGUGGCUCUCAACCACCCACACAGAGAACACUCCAGGAAGAGACACCCAUUUGAGCAGUCAGCAGUCUUUUUGUGAGCAGUCAGCAACCGAGGCUGUGUUCUCGAUACCUGCCAAUGGCCAGAUGCUUUCAAAAGAGACCCCAUUUGGCAGUCGCAGUAUUUUUUGUGAGCAGUCAGCACUGACUGUUUCUCGUAACACCAAAUGA
Molecule: messenger RNA, 3067 nt
Organism: Geodia barretti
Lineage: Eukaryota; Metazoa; Porifera; Demospongiae; Tetractinellida; Geodiidae
Source: the annotation of a GenBank genome assembly